Microtus oregoni (creeping vole) is the source of this 999-nucleotide messenger RNA. RefSeq names its product testis-expressed protein 19.2-like. The transcript has a single exon. Gene Ontology annotation, biological process: spermatogenesis; male gonad development; placenta development. Bases 1 to 999 code for a protein of 332 amino acids. The record is from RefSeq and is a predicted model, not a curated record. NCBI's taxonomy places the organism in Eukaryota, Metazoa, Chordata, Mammalia, Rodentia, Cricetidae. Gene Ontology annotation, cellular component: nucleus; cytoplasm.
AUGUGUCCCCCAUUCAACGUAGGCCGUAGGGUCAAGGGCAUGUCCUGCCUCUAUGUGGAAUGGCUAUACCAGCUUGUCCACAGAGACCAGAUGAAGAUCUGCUUUGCUUGCUUCAAGGCAGCUUUCCAUACUAAUAGAAUAUUGCUGCAGAUGGAAUACUUGGAAGGGCUACCAUGGCAGGAUAAGCCCCAGGAACUCUCAGAGUCAGGAUUAAAGCCAGAGGAGGAAUCUCAGCCUGAAGAAGAAUCUCAGCCCAAGGAAGAAUCUGGGCCAGAGGAGUGGUCAGGGCAAAUCUGUGCAGAAGAUCAAGAACAUAUGUCUGAUUCCAUCAGUGACUAUUCAAGUCAUGGCUUUCUGACUCCAGGCUCUGUAGGGUCAGAUCUGGAGCCUGAGGAAGCUGUACCCCUGGACCCAGGCCCCGAGGAUACUGACUGGAAUCAACCCCUUCCCUGGAGAUUAGGUAGCUUCUAUCCCUGCCCCCACCAGUGCAUUAUCCCCCCUCUGUCCUUGUGGGAUGUUUUCAAUGUGGACCCAUAUCCUGAGCAACCUGUGUUGUUGGAGUUGAGCCCCCUCUGGCCCAUGCGCAACGUAGUAGGAACAUGGUUGGAAAACCUGGAUUACAACUUGGUGUUGUGUGGCUGUGGUACUGUCUGCUACUUGCUGUCAAUGAUUCCUUUAUGGGCUGUGAGAACCCAGGUCAAUCGCUGGCAGGUGUUGCUGGACACGAAAGCCAUGAUGCAGGCCCACCUGGAGACUGGACCUCAAAAGAUGGACCUGAGCCGCUGGAGACUGAGCAUCCUAAAGUACUCAAGGAUGGGGUUAGAGCUGGAGCCUGCUGACUGCACCCUGCGGAAGGGCGGCUUCAAGGUGCACUCCUAUCUGCCCUGGCACAGGGACAUCCCAGAGGAAUGGAGCAGGAAGCCAGAAGAGAUAUUGUUUGUCAAUAAUAUUGAGAUUAUGUGUUACCUGAGAGCUUCCUCUCCUGAGCCUUCUUUUUGA